Messenger RNA from Closterium sp. Naga37s-1, 6288 nucleotides. NCBI's taxonomy places the organism in Eukaryota, Viridiplantae, Streptophyta, Zygnematophyceae, Desmidiales, Closteriaceae. The record is from the annotation of a GenBank genome assembly.
GUGACAGCAUACGUGGUGGAGCGCAACGGGUGUUUCGACGUGCUGCUGGACGUGGCUGCUGCCCACAUGCAGUGCCGCCACGACCUGCCACUCUGCAUCCACUGGGGCAUAUUCCGCUCGGAUCGCUCCACGUGGUUCCUCCUCAAUGACUCCCAGACGCCGCCAGGCACCGUGUUCCUGAGAGGAAAGACGGACGCCAUGCGCACGGUACUGCAGGAUGAUCCCACGCCCGGCCACCGCUCGCUGCUGCUCUCCUUUGACGCGGAGCUCGCCCCCUUCUCCCUCAACUUCGUGCUCUUCCAGCCGCUGCCUGGCACGGCCAUCGGAAACAAGUCGCUGGAAGGGCUCUGGCUCAGGAAUUCCCUGCAGAUGGAUCUGUGUGUGCCCAUCGGCAUGGGCCGCGGCAGCGCCAGCCCUCUGGGAGCCACUCCCAAUGCGGACGGGUCGGUGAACUUCGCCCUUUACUCACGAUACGCCGAGGGCGUCGUGCUCUGCCUCUACCUGCCUGACGACGCCGAACCCACGCUGGAAAUCGAUCUCGAGCCGUCCAUUCAUCGCACGGGGGAUGUGUGGCACGUCAGCAUUGAUGCUGCUGACGUCAGCAGCUUCACGCGCUACGGGUACCGGGUGCAGGGCGACCCUGACUGGGAGGGUGGAAACCGCUUCCAUUCCCGCCUUGUGCUCAUGGACCCCUACGCCAAGGAGAUGGCCGACCACGUGCCCGGCCAAGAGGACCUACCGUCGCCAGCAGCGGCGUUGGCAGUCAUCCCCACCAUGCAAGAGCCGCCCUUCGACUGGCAGGACGACUUUCCCCCCAACAUCCCAUCGGAGCAGCUGGUGGUGUAUCGCCUCAACGUGGCAGCCUUUACAGCAGACGAGAGCAGCGGGGUGAGCGAGGCGGGGCGGGGCACGUUUCAGGGCGUGCUGGAGAAGGUUGACCACCUGCUGGCGCUGGGAGUGAAUGCGGUGCUUCUUCAACCAAUCGCGGCGUUUGACGAGACUCAAGGACCCUACUUCCCUAUCAAUUUCUUCGCCCCCAUGCCAUCCUACGGACCUACUGACUCUCUCAAGCUGCUAGUGAGGGAGCUGCACGCGAGGGGCAUCGAGGUGCACGUGGAGGUGGUGGUCAGCCACACCGCGGAGGGCAGCGAUGAGAGCCCCAAGCCCAUCUCCUUCCGUGGCAUUGACAACCGCGCCUACUACAUCAAUGACGCCUAUGGCAAGCAGGUGGUGCCGGAAUACGGAUCUCCCAACGCCUUCAACUGCAACAGCCCUGUGGCACUCUCCUUGAUAGUCGACGCGCUGCACCACUGGGUGGAGGAGUACCACAUCGAUGGCUUCUCCUUCAUCAACUCGUCUGCUCUCACCACGGGCCCGCAUGCGCAGCCGCUCUCCCGCCCGCCCCUCGUGGAGGCCCUGGCCUUGGACCCGCUGCUGGCUGCAGUGAAGCUCGUGGCUGACGCUGCCAUGCCGCUGCUCUCCGCACAGAAGGCCUUUGCAUUCCCGCACUGGAAGCGGUGGCAGGAAAUGAACAGUGCUUUCUGUUUCGACAUCCGCAGAUUCGUUUCCGGGCAGCCUGGGCAGAUCAGUGGGCUGGCAACCCGGCUGUGUGGCAGUGGAGAUCUCUUCUCCUCAGGCCGAGGCCCAGCCUACGCCUUCAACUACAUCACCGCAUUCCAAGGGCUCACUCUGGCUGACCUCGUCAGCUACAGCAUGGAUUCAGAGGCCAGCUGGAACUGCGGCGCUGAGGGAGUGAGCGCGGAUGAGGGCGUUAUGCGGACACGGUUGAAACAGGUGCGCAACCACCUGGCGGUGCUCUUCCUCUCGCUGGGAGUUCCCGUGCUGACAGCUGGCGACGAGUACGGCCACUCCAAGGACGCACAGCUGGCAGCAGAUUACUCCGAGUCCCCCUUCCUCUGGAGCGCCCUGGGCUCUGAUCUGGGAGUGCAGCUCACUCGCUUCAUCGCCUCACUUGCCAACUUCCGCCGCCGCCGCACACUGCUGCUGCAGCGCAAGGACUUCUAUUUUGGGGGGGACAUUGUGUGGCACGGCGCGUUUCCCAACCAGCCCGAAUGGGACAACCCCAGCUGCUGCUUCCUAGCCUGCACCGUUCACAGUGCCGGCAUCGAGACAUCAGCCAAGGAGGCCGCGGAAGAGGCAGGAGUGCCGGUUCCCACUGCCGCCCCGGCUGUAACACCCACGCUGCCGGUUGGCGAUCUCUACUUCGCCUUCAAUGCACAUGCCAAUGAGAUGGUCGUGGAGCUGCCUGCGCCGCCUGUCGGCAUGAUGUGGCACCUUGUGCUGGACACGGCUAAGGACUAUCCGGCUGACAUCACAGAGCUACCAGCCCAAGGCAUGCCUCCAUCCAUCGCUGCGAGUCCGUCCAUGGGCCAGCGCAUCGCCAACGGACUCACGCUACUCGACUGCGCUAAGAGCGGCGUUGAACACUUUCACAAGGUUCGGCAGCGAGACAUCUCUGCCAGGGCGGAUAGGUACAUACUGGUGACAUGCGAUGAAGGAGCAUCGGCAAUCAAGGUGGUCGACCGCUUCCCCUUCACCAAUUUCUUGCGGGUUCUCAAGGCUGUCAAGGUGGGAGGUCUCUCGUCUGUCGGCCAAUCACUGCGCUCCACGUUUGAUCUGCUGCACACUCAGCGCCUCGCAGCAGACGUUGACCGAUGGGGCAUGGGUCGUAAUCUCGCCGCCGUGGAUCCAACGGUUGUCAUGCUUCUCACCGAUGGCACACACUUCACAUCGCGGUUUGGAGUGUCAACGAGCCUGGGCCUGCUACCAGCAACCAACUCCCUUCCACCAGGCGGCGAGCUGGCAUCACAGCCGUUCCGGUGGGAGCAGCGAGUGCUCGCCACCAUCCUGCGCAUCCCCAGCGCCAAGCCGGAGCACCUUGAGAGGAUUGGCCCUCUGCCCGCCGCUGGCCCCAUCUCGGAAUCUCCGGCUGCUGUGGCUGUGGACACGACUGCUGUGGCUGUGGACACGAGUGUGUCAGCCCUGUGUGAAGCCACUGGUGGCAAGUGCAGUGUGGUAACCAGCUGGAAGAUGCUCUUUCAGCACCUAGAUAUUGUCGCCUCGCGCCUCUCGCCAGCUGUCGUCGUCUCAUUUGACCAUGUGCCACUACCGGGUGGCGUACCCAUGCCGCCCCAAGUACACGCUGCAUGCCAACGAAAGCUAUUAUUCGUUCGCAACCUGCCCACCGCCGGACCUGCAGGCUCGGCAGCUGGGUUGGGCGCUCCAGGCGCAGCAGGCUUGGCAGGACAGCUAGGCUUGGCACCGCCGCAGCCGGGCGCCGGGCCUCCUCCAGUAGUUUGGCCCAUACCUGAAGCAUUCUGGCCGGAUUUUACCACUCCCAGUCCUGCUACUGCUGCUGCUGCUGCUCCAGUUGUCUCCUCCAGCCCUUCCGUUCCUCCCCUCUUUCCUCCUCGCGACCCCCACCCCGUGAUAACCUAUCGGGCGGUGGAUACAGACGCGCGCGUGCCGCCCGGGAUACCAGUAGACAAGUACGAGAUUGAAGGGUGUCCCAUUCUGGGCUUCCUCAGCAAGGCCGGCCCCAACGUGUGCUGGCAGGUGUUCAUGCGAGGGAGCAAGGGUCCGCGGAACGGCCUGGGUGAUCCAUUCGGGUAUCUCAGAGUGAACCGGCCAGGCAGCUCGCUCACUCUCCACGUCCUGCCGUACAACUACCCUGUGCUGUUCCCUUUGGUAGAGCAGCUCCAACGAAUGCCGCCCCAUACAAGGGCCUCCCCGCCGGCCGGCUGGCGGCACGACUUCGAACGUUACUGCACCGGCGUCCCUCCGUACUAUGCCGCCCCACUCCGAGCCGCCAUGCGCAGGCUCGGCGUGUCAGCCGCAGGUGCGGCGGUGCCGGACCUGAUGGACGCCAGCCUGGCAGCAGGUCCGGUGGCGUCGCAGCUGCGGCGGUGGCGGGUGAAGGCGAAAGGGGAGAUCGAAGAGCGGUUGCAGGAGAUUGCAAAGACAGCCAAUCAGAUGGCUCAGUUCGCCGCAGCCCGCCCUCCUCCCCUGUCCACGCUCUCCUUCGAGGUUCCUCUGGCUCUACCCUCCAUCGCCCCACUCACUGCUGUUCAACCGCCCUCUGACAAACCAAAUGAACAGAAGCAACAGCACCAGCAGCACCAGCAGAAGCUACAACAGCAGCAGCAGCAGCAGCAGCAGCAGCAGCAGCAGCAGCAGCAGCAGCAGCAGCAGCAGCAGCAGCAGCAGCAGCAGCAGCAGCAGCAGCAGAGAGUAGUGCAGCUGCUGCCACCCCCACCGCCUCCGCGCUCCUUCCCUGUCUUCCCCAUCCCUCCUCCGCCCUCCGCCUCUCACUCCCAUCCGCCCCUUACCUCCACCAAUCCGGUCGCUCCAUCUGUCCCUCCUUCCCUCUCUGGGGCUGUGGAGGCUGGGGAGGCUGGUGCUUACAGCGGAGGUGCUUACAACGGUGGUGCUUAUAGCGCUGGUACUACUGGUGCUGCUGGUGGUCCUGGUGGUGCUGGUGGUCCUGCAGGGGUAUUAGGGGCAGGUUCAGGGGGUGGUGAGGCGCCGGGGGCAGGGCAAGGGCGACCAGCGGGGCAAGGGCGACAAGCAACCAUCUUCACGAACCCGUGUGAAGUUUCUCGAGAGGAUUCUUUGCGGCAAGUGCUUCAUCUGCCACUUCGCCUGGCCGCCAUUCUCAGCAGCAGCAGCCCUGCCUUUGAACCUGGAAAGCCAUCUGCUGCAUAUCGACCCAUGGCAUCACCACUGGACCCAAUUCAAGAAGAGAGAGUGCUGCAGGGAGGGGGGAGGGGUCGGCCAAAGGGGGGAACAGCAGGUGGUGCUGUUGCUGCUGCUGCAGAUAAUGUGGCAGCGCCGUGGUUCACUGGUGGAUAUGACGUUGACAGGUGGCGUGCUCUGAUUGGUGCGGUGGGGAAGUGGGCGCUUCUGGCGGAGGAGGAGGCAAAGCACACCGUCAGCAUCGAAAAGAUGGGCGACUUCAACGACGCGCUCCAGAGGCAGCAACCAACCCGCAGCCCCUAUAUCGACGAUCAGGAUCGCAUCAAGGCGGCACGGACGGCCUUUGGCAACCCGUACCGGCAGGACAAGCCAGACAUGCCCACAGCCAACGAGGCAUUCCUUCGCCUGGACGACCAGAGCCCAGGCGCACCUGGGGCAGGCCCACCCGCCGGUGCAGGCUCAUCUGGUGCAGGUUCGCCUGGAGCAGGCUUAUCUGGCGGUGCUGCCGGUGGUACUGCUGCUGGCAGCGGUGGUGGUGGUGGUGGGUCUGCUGCUGCUGGUGCCAGCGGUGCUGCCUCUCCCAGUGUGCUUGCCCUUGCUCGCUCCCAGAAAAGGCGCCGGCGGUCAGAAUCCCCAGCGCCCCCAUCACCGUCUCCCCCUAUGUCACCUCACCCCACACCUCCUCCCUCACCCUCUCCUCCCUCUCAGACUCCCCCGUCUUCUCCCUCUCCCCGUCCGCCCCUGUCCUCCGCAUCACCCCGUGCGGUGCCUGUCCAAGCCUCACCAUCAGCUCCGGCCACACUUCAAGCUGACCGUGCCUCGAGGCCUGCCAUGGCGGAAGAAGACAAGCGACGUGAGCUCAGCCAUCCACUGUUCAUGCCAGAGAGCUGCUACCGGGCGGCUCAAGCGAUGGAGAGGCGGCAGCAGGAGUCCAUGCAAUGGCCCAGAGAAGCAGCCGCAGGAAAGGAGCGAGGUUCGGGUCAGGGGGAAGAGGUAGGAGGAGUUUCUGAGGGUAGAGAAACAGGGGUAGCUGUGGAGAUAGGAGACAGGGGCGUGGCAGGAGAGGGAAGAGGAACAGGGGAGGGUAGAGGAGGAAUGGAGGGUAGAGCAGGAAUGGAGGGUAGAGGAGGAAUGGAGGGUAGAGGAGGAAUGGAGGGUAGAGGAGGAAUGGAGGGUAGAGGAGGAAGGGAGGGUAGAACAGGAAUGGAGGGUAGAGGAGGAAUGGAGGGUAGAGGAGGAAUGGAGGGUAGAGGAGGAAUGGAGGGUAGAGGAGGAAUGGAGGGUACAGGAGGAAUGGAAGGUAGGGGAAGAGGGGCAAAGCGGCGGAGGGUGAUAGCUGAGGGGGAGUCGCGGGAUUGGACGGUGGAUGUGGGGCUGGAGGAGCGGGUGGAGGAGCAGGAGGACGUCGUGGCGCUGGCAAUGCGGAGGGGCAAUCCUCGCUGGCGCACUGUGCGCACACCAGCUGGCAACGAGAGGGAUCAGGAGGAGGUGGUGGACUUUCUGCUGUCAAUCUACCGGGUGCUGCGGUCUGCGCGUCCGAAUAACACGAAGGAGGUGCGAGAAAUGCACUAG